AUGUCACGAUUUCGAGACAUUCGUCUUGGAUUUUCAAAAACAAAGCUGAGAACACAGAGUACACUGGUAUCUGCUGUGCACCGCGAGAAUUCGUCUCCAGCCGCGAACGAUCGAAAUGCCCUGCAAAAUGCCCUCGAAGAGAUGUAUUGGGAGGGCGCACGAGAUGAGCUAGAGAACAUUAUUCGCACUCUGGCGAUUUGGCAACAGCCGACGUUCGCCGAUGUCUCAGUGCCAGACGAAGAUGAUGACUUUGUACAUGGAUUCGACACGUUUGUGGAUCAGAGAGGUCUUGCGAAAAUGGAUUGGACCCCCGAUCAACCGUCGACAUACUUGUCUUCACUCAAAGACGCGGCAAUGGAUCGGAAGGCCGAAUACAUCAGCUCAAAGAUCAAGUCCUCUGUGCGCAAGACCCUAGAGGCUAUGCCGACCUUUACGAGAAGAGAAAAACGUGUAUGGAUGUUGCUUCAGGCUGCCGGGUUUCUUGACAUUGAAAAGUUGAUAGAUGGUGGGCCAGCAGCCAAGAAGGAAAAGAGGCCGGUCGUUCCCCAGUUGGAUUUCUCUAGAGAUCGGCCACUUGACUUUUAUCCUAUGCAUUGCGCUAAUACUCAAUGCAACGCAAUCAUCACUGGAAGUAUGUUCGUAUCUGAGGACCCCAAGGAGCCCCGUGUAGUCUGUGAAGGUUGCUAUUUGCGUUUCUUUUACGGCAAGGAAUCCUAUAUCAAACGAUAUAAGCAUUGCGUCCUGUCCGAGGCGAUCACACCCGAAGAGAGCCGGAAAAUAUGUUCUUGUCAACAGGUGGCUCAUUUCGACGAAGACAACAACCCCCUGCCACUAUUCCCGGUUGAUAGCAGUGCUCCUCAUGUAGCCGUACGGGGAACUUGUCAACUUUGCAAGCUUGACGACAUUGUCGGUAUUGCAAAGUACAACGCACUGCGAAAAGCAACAGGGGUUAAAGAAACCAAAAAGGAAAGGAAACUGAAUUCGGCAAUGCAUGCAAUAAUCAUGCUCGAAACCCCACGGCCGCCAGAAAAAUCAGUUCUCAGCAAGUUUAGGCAAUCGUCCAAGUUUGGGCAUGACCGUCUAGACCACCUUACACCUGGUUCGACGACCUCUACUACUGUGGUCACUAACCCGCAAGCAGACCCGGAUGUUCCAAUGUUCUUUAAGGAAUAUAUUGAUGAGAAUCCAUUUGCGAACGUCCACGUAAGACUCCGUAUCGGGCCGCUGAUCAUCGCAAACGGUGUACUACAUACUGAGGACGGCGCCAUUGUUACAUUGCGGGAAGCUCCCGUCUACCAUAGGCGUCUAAGCCUCUCCGACAAGGGAAAGCGAAGCCUUAUGGUCACAGGCUCCAAGGAGCAAAAACAGUGGCAACAUAUUCAUCUUGGCCCACGUCUGACUAACUACAGGGCAGUCCUGAAACAAGUUGUUGGCGCACCUUUCAGCGGGCUCUUGCCACAAGACGAUGAGCGUGCGCUGGUUUGCGAGAUUCUAGAUGCGAGUAAAUCACUUUCUGGUCAAGGAACAGACCUUAAAGAAGUACUUGAACGAUUGCUAGAGCUUCUUAUGACUAUGAUAGGCAGUCGCGUGAAGAUAUACCUCAGCAGUAUAGCAGAACGACUUUGGUGCCCAACCACGCGCCUUGCAUGGAAUUCCACGCACAACAAUUGCCAGCAGUUUUGCGACUCGCUGAUUGACCACAACAUUUUCGGAGGUUUGACCAGCAACUUGGCCGAGCCUCUUUACCUUAUGAGCUUCGUCUGCCCCGACGAGGGUUACUUGCGGCCGAUAGUUCAAAACAAGUUCAGUGUCCCAGCUGGACUGACGCAGGAUUAUAUCUCCCAGUUCUACUUCGGUCAUUCCGAUAAGGAUGCCGACAUUAUCGAUACUUACCAGGAAUAUUGGUCUGAUUGGGGGGCCUUUGGGGGGCCAAUAUACAAGUAUCAGAAUAUUUUCCCAUGGGAUUGCACUGAGGCGUAUGGUCGAUAUCCAACAUGUUGCGGAAAUUGUAAUAUGUCCAAACACGUCUGGGCCUUCCCAUUUGAUUCCUGGUCUAUGAUAUCGCACCACCUUACGCGUGAGCAACACAUGUAUGCGCCCUCCUCUCUCUCCGAGCCUCAGAUUACCACAGAACCCAGCCCCCAGGCCUGGAUGCGCAAUCGACUCAAUGUAUUGAGUGCAUCAACAAAGCUUUACCGCGCCGCAGCAGCUAUGGCUAAAACAGCCGCAUUCCGUUCCGCAACAGCUUGGUUAUCUUCGUCCUCCAAACCUGGAUCAGAGCUACGCUCUCUCUACCCAUCUCUCGUACGCGUCAAGCUAGGCGGCAUCCAUCGCGCUCAACCUUUCAGUCAUCUUCUGUUCGAUGCUAAGAAGCAUACUACAUUUUUCCUGGCGGACUGGGCAAAAAGACCGCCGAAUCAGCAGGUGGCCGCUUACGAGGCUGCACGAGAAGAGCGUAUCAGGCUUGCCGAUGUUCCAAAGCCGGGUGCACCACCGCCGCCGCCGUUGAAAGCAGGAGGUGGAUCAGGGUUUUCCUCUCAACUCAGAGGACGCUCGCAAAAUCCGAUAGAUCUCAAUGAAAGCUAUACAGAUGCGGCGUUCUCAAGCCGUACUGCCGCAAGCUGGAGUGCGGGUUGUGCAGUGUCCUGCGGAACGAGUUGUGGCACAGGAUGUGGGAACAGUAGUUGUGGAGGUGCGGCUGGGAGUUCCACCUAUCCUGCUACGAGUAGCACAACUUACGGCAGUAGUAGUAAUGAUACCCAAUGGCCAAGCAAUGUUGACGAAACUAGGCCUCCUUUGACUCAGGGUCUAUUAUGUACAAUGUCGCUUCUCGUCACUUCUACAACACAUAAACUUCACCAAGCCGCCGAAGCAGAGAUACGGAAGCUAAAGUCCUGGCAAAGCAGUGAGCCUCUGGAUGAUUGCUGGAAACUGCUGGAUGUAGGGGAUACAAACGACAUCGAUGGGCAGCGCCCACUCAUCCCCGCGCCCAGUCUAUUCAAGUCUUUGACCAUCACCACUACGACAAAAGCCAGGAUGGGGGAAGAUGGAUAUUUUCUACCUACUCCAGCUCAAUGUGCGGCUCACUUAGAGCUUCUGGAAGUAUUCUUCGCUUUACGGUACAACAUUGUCAAUUCAGCAGCGUUAGACACUACUUUUGGCGUCGAGCAUAUCUACAAGAAGACGAAAAUACGGGAUAAUACCUUUCAAGAUCGGAGAAGAGAAAAGUGGGAGUUUUACUUGAAGAUUGCGGUGCAGAGGUUCGACACCUGGAUCCGGGCGGCGGAUAAGAUUGUUGCAGAACAGGUAAAGGAGGAGAAGGGUGUUUCUUUACCAUAUUUGCCACCAUUGGAUGUUCUCAUGUUUUGGCACGCAUGUCUGUUGAAUCCUGUCGAUUUUGAGAACUUUUGCCGCGACCACGAGUUGAGAAUCAUUCGCCAUGUGGAAUUUCCGUGGGCAGAAAUUCACGAAGCAAUUAAUACACGGACCUGGACCUAUGAGCUUCCCAAGGCAUCCCGAGAAUGGACCAAAUAUGAGUGCCAGAUAGAGCCAGAUCUAUUCCAUUAUCUCGUCGAAAUCGGAGCGACACCCACGAGCCCCGUUGCCCAAACACUGUCCCGAUUCGGAGAGCCCAAAGGACAACAAGCUGGAAGCCUAUGGACAACCCUGAAACAAAUUGUACUCGGCGAACGCGAUAAUCAAUUCAUCAAGAACUUGGUACAGAUUCAGAUGGACAUCCAGCUGCCCGCCCGGGUAUCCAUGGUCGAAAAUGUCAAGCGUCAGGCUUCGUUUGUCGACAAGAUGCACAGUCAUCUUUGGAUCCGCAGUCCAGCUGUCGGCGGAACAUUGCGCCGCGCCAUCGAUCGAUAUAGCAAGUUUCUCAAACUGUUCCAGCUUUAUCCUGAUAAAAUGCUUGUACCCACACUCGAUAUUGAUUUGGUCUGGCAUACACACCAGUGCUCCGCAGUCUUAUACGAAGAGUACAUGCGAGCAACUACAGGGCGCUAUAUUAAUCAUGACGACAAGAUUGAUAAGAAGGCGCUUGGUCACGGGGCGGAUGAGACGCAGCAUUUGUUUCGUACCCGGUUUGGGCAUGAGUACUCUGUUUGUCUGUGUUGGGACUGCGAGAUGCUUACCACUGCUUUGGAGAAGGUUGACGAAAAGGACGAAACUGGUCUGCUCGAUGAUUUGGAUAUGGCGGAUUUUACGGAGAAGGUUGGGCAGUAUGUCAGUUAUUAUCGGUCGGAGGAGUUGCGUAGGCGUGCCGACCUCAGAAUAGACAUAUAG
This is a messenger RNA of Talaromyces atroroseus, 4287 nucleotides long. RefSeq lists its product as hypothetical. Lineage: Eukaryota; Fungi; Ascomycota; Eurotiomycetes; Eurotiales; Trichocomaceae. The record is from RefSeq and is a predicted model, not a curated record. The transcript is spliced from 11 exons. Bases 1 to 4287 code for a protein of 1428 amino acids.